AUGGAGGCGAGGGCCGUGUGUGAGAUUUUGAAAUACAUAAUCAUUCGCUGGAAAAGGGAAGUGGCAGAAAUAAGCCGGGAAGCAUUGUUAGAAGGGGAGCUGUUUAUUUCCAUAGAAGAAUCAAGUUCCCAGCAUCAAGCAGACCCUUUUCAUUAUGUGACAACCAUUACCUUUGCGGGAAGCACAUGUGGUGACAUAGGGUCCAAGCAGUUCCUAAAAGAAAUUCAGUCACUGUUGUCAGUAUUCUCUGGGAAGCUGUGUUGGCCUUCAGAUGAAACUUGCUGUGCCGAGGACCUGGCAGGGUUGGCAUCCUUCCAGAUGAAAUUUGAGGUUGAUGAAAAGCCCACAACUUUGAUGACAGAUUGUCUGGUUAUAAAGCAGUUUUUGCACAAAACCAGCAUAGUUCACCCAAAGGUCAGAUUCCACUUUGGUGUGAAAGUGAAUGGAGUCCUCUCCAAGGAAACCUUUGGGGUAGAGAAGGAGCCCGUUGUGAAGCUGCUGAAUGGGAUUGGCCUGCUCACCAAUCAGCACCACUAUAUGAGGCCAGGGGCCUGUCCGGUUUCCCAGCAAGUCUGCCACAGAAUCCACCCUGUGUUGGGGCAUCCUGUGGCCCUCUUCAUUCCUGACAAGGAACCCAACCUGGGCUUAUUGGGGCAGCUGACCCUCACUCCAGCAGCUGCUCUGUGUCCCUGCCACAAGCUUCAUCCCAGCCAGACCAGCAGGAUCUCCGCAGCCUUUGUAUUUCUAUAUGGACCUUCAGGUCUGCCUCUAAUAUUUCCAAAUCGGGAGCAUCCAUUAACUAUCUUCGAUGAUAAUUCCUACCUUUUUGACUGGAAGAAAUAUCACUUGUGUGCAGCACCCAACCUGAAUAUCAGUUUGGAAGAAGAUUUGGUGCUUCCUGAUGUGAGUUAUUGGAUUGAGUCCCAUGAGAGGAGCCAGCCCUGGGACCCAGAGAAACAAGCUUUGCUGCUGUUUCUCAUGGUGGAUUUCCACAAUGGAUUUCCAGCUCAGCUGCCAGAGGCCUGGGGGAUGCAGUCUUUGCUUCUAACUCAUCUUAAUAGCAUCCUCCUGGAGAACCAGAGCCUGGUACAGGGCACUGUACAGAUGGCUGUGGACCAGGCCUUGAGGCAGCACCACCAGCUAGUCAAGGCCCAACAGAAAUUGCAGGCAUCCAUCCCGGUGGCCGUGAGCUCCAUCCUCAGCAUCGUGGCUGGCAGCACCCGAAGCAGCUUUCGGACGCUUUGUCUCCAGACCCUUCAGGCAGCCGAUACCCAGGAAUUCAGGAGGAGACUGCACAAAGCCUUCCAGCAGACCCUGCACCGGCGGCUUCUCCAUCACUCUGCCUGUGACCCAAAGAAACAGCCGCUUCCUGAACCGACCAGCACAGAGGAGAGGGAGGAUGAGGCCGAGAGCCUAGAGGAGUCACUCCCAGAGAGUUGCUGUCCAGGAGAGGCUCCGAGGCCCAAGAGGUACUGCCAAGAAGGGGGUGUGGUGAAGGAGACCCAGGCUGCCAGGGGGCUGCCCCUGCUGAGCCUCAGGGAAACCACCCAGCGCUCUGUCGUACCGGGCCCCCCCUGCUCCCAGGCCAGGGGUUGGGGCCGCACAGAGGGCCGCGGAGAGGACACGCUGUGGCUGCAGGAGGUGUCCAACCUGUCCGAAUGGCUGAGCGCCGGCCCGGCCGGCCCGGGGUCCAGGCCCGGACCCUGGGGGGGCAGCCCCCGAACCCGCUUUUUUCAAUAA
This is a messenger RNA of Trichosurus vulpecula (common brushtail), 1740 nucleotides long. It is a transcript of the gene TOP6BL, whose product is annotated as chromosome 6 C11orf80 homolog. The coding region runs from base 1 to 1740 and encodes 579 amino acids. Lineage: Eukaryota; Metazoa; Chordata; Mammalia; Diprotodontia; Phalangeridae. The transcript has 17 exons. Gene Ontology annotation, biological process: reciprocal meiotic recombination; meiotic DNA double-strand break formation. The record is from RefSeq and is a predicted model, not a curated record.